This is a messenger RNA of Petromyzon marinus (sea lamprey), 5841 nucleotides long. It is a transcript of the gene SLC4A11, whose product is annotated as solute carrier family 4 member 11. Gene Ontology annotation, molecular function: solute:inorganic anion antiporter activity. The record is from RefSeq and is a predicted model, not a curated record. Lineage: Eukaryota; Metazoa; Chordata; Hyperoartia; Petromyzontiformes; Petromyzontidae. Gene Ontology annotation, biological process: monoatomic anion transport; monoatomic ion homeostasis; transmembrane transport. Gene Ontology annotation, cellular component: basolateral plasma membrane; plasma membrane.
UGUUUGUUGCGAAGGCGACAAUCGCUUGCGGAUUUAUUUUCCUUCUCUCUUCUUCCAUUGGAGUGAUUGAUUUGUGCAUGCUGUAUCGGUGCUUUAUUUUUCUUACGCUUUUUGGUGCUUCUCAUUGUGUUGUUCACUAUUUUUUAAAGUGGUGACGUUGAUUAACUUGCACCGGGACAAGCCUCGCAGCAUCUCGAGACAUUUUUGCGUGACGGUCUUUCAUUGGAUUCUAUUUUGUUUUUAUUUUUACACGAAUUCAGUGAUUGUGAGCUUAACGUGGAAGGAACUCGAUCAACUGGGGGACACUCAACUCGCGUGAAGGGCCAACAUUGUUGACACUUCUACAGAGCCUUGCCAAGAUUUUCGGUGGUCGUCCAAUUCCAGUGGCUCUCUCUGCGCGACGUGGCAUCUGAGAUGUGUGAUGAGUUCUUGGCGCGUUCCAUUGUGUUGGGUGAUUUUAGUCGCGGUGUUGAAGUGGCCGAUGUGGAUAGGAAAUGUCGACCGUAGGUCGCUUUCUUUCUUCACCACGAUUCCAAUGAAGGACAGGGCAGAGGAUAACGAGUGUACACACGUACCCAGUUGAUGAGAUCAUGGGAUUAUUAUAUAAAUGUCAUAUGCGUGGAUAUAGAGAUAGGCAUACACUUGCCUUGAUUAUAUUAUCUGGGAAACUUGUUAAUUUUUCCAUUACUGCAGAAGUGGUCUGUAAGACAUACACGUUUUCAUUAGUAUAGCCUGUGCAAACAUCUAAAUACAUGUGGAUAUGCAGUUUUCAUUGUAUGGAUACCCCAGAUAUAGAGUACAGUAUUGUCUUUGCAAAAAUGACAAUUUAAUAUAAUAUAUAUCAAAUACCACGGCUUGUGCAACCCGAACUCAAAGGAAGUAAAAAUAAUUAUUCAAAUAUAUGCUCCAACAUGCAUCUAUUAAGAUGACGUAGGAACACAUUUAUAAAUACAUUCUGAGUUCUCAGGGUAAAAUGCAUUUUGCGUGUCGCAUAAUAUCCUUUGUGGAACGAUGCUUAAAAUCGUUAUUCUUAAAAAAUGGUAAUGAACACUUGACAAAAGUGUGUACAGACUCAUUAGCUACUUAUCACGUGUAUGUAAAUUGCUCAUCAAGAUCAUUCCAUUGGAACAGAAUAAUGGUCGGCUUAUACGCCAACGAAACGCAUGGACAUAGGCAGCGAUUCCAUUUGGGUAUUGGUGAAGAACUCGACCUACUGGAGGCUCACGUGUUAAGUUUGCACAUAAUCAUCAACUUUGAACAACAGGAUAACACAUUUUAACAAAUGGAUAAUGUGACGACGGUACGCACCGCAUAUAAACGCAUUGCAACGGGCAUAUAGUCCGUGUUAAAAAGGGGCUUAAAAUCAUUCAAUAUUGCGCAGCCGUGAGAAUGUACACACGAGGAAACAAGCCGUUGGCACAUGGCUGGAACCGUUGGAACCAACGUUGGCCAGACGUUCCGUGGUUUACCGAAAUGAACCGAUGCUGGUGUCCAUGUAAGCAUGUACGGUUUGUGACUUUAAACAAAAAAAAGUUUAUGGUUGCACAGUCCUGUACAUUGUAGAUGUAUUCAAAUGAUACGCAUGUUUAUCUAACUAACUGUAACGAAACGUAACUAUGAAAGCGUAUACAGUAGAGUUAUCGUAGGGGAAAAAUAGUGUGUAAUUAACAGUACCGGAAAUUAAAUGUGCUUGAAUUAAAACGAUCAACGGGAGGUAGGAAUGGCACAGAUUGAAGCAGCUUAGCCCAACGUUUGAUUUAUAAAACCGAAAACCAAUGAGAAGCGUGCCUUUUAAUCCAAUUAAAUAAGUUAAUGUUAUUAUAAACGGCCAACGUGACCUCAAGGGACUUGAAAGUGAUGAAAAAGGGCAAUUGUAUAUUUUUUGUGCAAUUCGGGCUUCCUAUAGCCCGUGGAAACUUGGCUCGGAACGAACACGCCCACCGCGCUUGACACUGUAGAAAUGGAGCUGGAAAACGAGUUCAUGGGGCCGUGCAUCCCUGAGGAGGAGCCGGAGAGGAAAGAGGUCGCCCGGCGUACUGGCGGCGGUCGGCCCAGCAUCAGCAUCACCGUCGGCGGUGCUCGUCCGAGCAUCAGUUUCACCGUCCUGUGUCCGAACCCGCUCGACCUCAGCCAGUCGUCCGAAUCCGAAGAUGUAUCUCUCCUGUGCACUUCCAGAAAGAGCGUGAAAAUCAAAAACUUUUCGGAAGAAGUCCGCGCAGGUCGGGACGUCGACCGCUUUCUCAGCCAGGCGGCCGUGCUGCUCGAUCUUCCGUCGCGAUCGUUGGAGUCGACGCUGUGCCACAUGCUGGAGAGCGUGCUGGAAGAUAACCCGUGUGCCGAGCCCCGCGAGGCACGCUGCUCCCUCCUCAAGCGAGCGCUCUUCACGGACAUGGCCCAGGCUUCUCUUCAUGGAACUGUGCACCUGCUCUCUGAGACAAUCCAGGCUGUAACGGUCAACCCAUCGGGCCUUCACUACCAGCAGUCGUGGCUCUGCGUGCUGUGCACGGAGACAACACUGCAGCACCGGGAAGUGUGUAUUGCGCGACUCGAAAGGGCACAGAACUGGGGAGAGAACUGCUGUGAAGUGCGCUUUGUUAUCCUGGUUCUUGCCCCACCAAAGUCGAAAAGCACCAAGACAGCGACUGAGGUAGGCCGCACUUUCGCAACCAUCUUCGUGGACAUUGGAUUCCGGCAGCAACUCAUUGAGGCUCGCUCGCCCGAAGAGUUCAAGCACGCUCUCCUCCUCCGGCGACACGACCUCACGGCGCAGCAUGAGGAGGGGGACUCCAGGAUUCCCACGCCCGUGCUUGAGCGACCCAAAGCAACCUUGCAGCCAAACCAGCCCGAUGGCAGCCCAUCUUUCCAGGAGCAGGAGGAUUCCAGCAAGUCCUCGACUGAGAGGAGUAUCGUGUGCACUAUUCCUGGAAUGGGGAUUUGGGAAGACAUCCGUCGCAGGCUGCCAUAUUACUCGUCAGACUUCACGGACGGGAUUCUUAGAAACCGGUGCAUUGGAAAGUACAUCAUCGCCAUGAUAUUCCUGUACUUCGCCUGCCUGCUGCCCUCCAUCGCGUUCGGAUCGCUCAACGACAUAAACACGAGAGGAGCGAUCGAUGUUCAGAAGACACUCGUGGCGCAGAGCAUGGGAGGAGUGCUGUUUGCGGUUCUUUCGGGACAGCCUCUCAUUGUUCUGCUCACCACUGCGCCCCUCGCCCUGUACAUAUAUGCGAUCCGGACAAUUUGCGAUGAGUUUGAACUGGACUUUCACGCGUACUACGCCUGCAUCGGCCUCUGGAACAGCUUCUUCCUGACACUCUACGCCCUGCUGCAUAUGAGCACACGCCUUCACCUCUCCAAGCGAUCUAUUGAAGAGAUAUUUGCGCUCUUCAUCUCCAUCGCCUUUGUGGUGGACGCAAUCAAGGAUAUCAUUAAGAUCUUCAAGCAGAACUAUCUGCCCGGGGAGCCGGGAGGCUGCGGUUCUGCGGGGAACAACACGAGCGAUGACGGCUGGGAAGGCGCCGCCGGGGUGGACUCGGGCGGCCCGAAAGGCAGCCGUGACGUGGCUCUUCUGGCCCUGCUCCUCAUGCUGGGCACUGUGUGGCUUGGGAGCACUCUUUACCAAUUCCGCAAGCGGCCGUAUCUGCACCUGCAAGCGCGGGAGAUCCUGUCCGACUGCGCCAUGCCCCUCUCCGUCAUCGCCUUCUCCUUCCUGGGCUCCUACGUGUUCCGAGACAUUGACCUGACGGGCCUCAAGUUCAGCUACACUCCGAGUGAGAGCUACUUCGCGCUGGCGCCACUGAAUCUCCUAACGGUGGGCUCGAUUUGCAGCGCAAUGGGCAUCGGCUUCCUGCUCUCAAUCCUUUUCUUCAUGGAGCACACGAUGGCCGCCUCGCUCACCAACGCACCGCACAACAGGCUGAAGAAGGGAACGUCGUACCACUGGGACCUGCUCCUGGUGGCCGUACUCAACGCCACCUUCUCGCUUUUCGGGCUGCCCUGGAUGCACGCCGCCUUCCCGCACUCUCCGCUGCACGUGCGCGCCCUCGCCACGGUCGAGGAGCGCGUGGAGGACGGCCACGUGGACGAAACCAUCGUGUGCGUGCGCGAGACACGCGUCCCCGUGCUCCUAGCGCACAUGCUGCUGGGUUUGUCACUUUUUUUUCUGCUGCCCCUGCCACUGCAGUGGAUUCCACGACCCGUGCUGGAUGGCAUCUUUUUGUACAUAGCUCUCACGUCGCUGGAUGGAAACCAGCUCUUCCAGCGUCUGGCUCUGCUGUUCACCGAACAGACGGCCUACCCGCCCACGCACUACGUGCGCCGCGUGCCACAGCGCAAGAUCCACUACUUCACGGGGCUGCAGCUGCUGCAGCUGGCCGUGCUGUGCGGCGUGGGAUUCUCCCCCAUACCCUACAUGAAGAUGGUCUUCCCGGUCAUCAUGCUCGCCGCCCUGCCCGUGAGGUUUUUCGCCGUUCCAAAAAUAAUUGAAUCCCGCUACUUGGAUGUGAUGGACGAGGAGCUGUGAAGAUGGACGAGGAGCUGUGAAGAUCCACGCGGCGAAAGGGGGUGUUCGUUGUGUGUGCUCGUCAACGCGUGGGUUUGCCGAGGCCGUCGGCCGCGGUUGUGAUGAUGCAUUGGCGGCGGUUUGUCUUCAUGCAUUUUCUGGAUACAGGGCUUGUGAAAUAAUUACCACCUUGUGCAAGUGAACAAAAGAGUACCAAUUCGUGUAAAAUGACGGUUUUAUAAGAGGCUGUGGGCUGUACGCGAUCUGCGCGACCUGACACGGAGCGACGGCUGUAUUGGUUAAACACGCUUGUGGAAAUGAAGCCAUGCGGCGUGUGUGUGUGUGUGGGGACCACGUUAUACAAGGGUUAAAGGUUAAGGCAGAAAAAUAUUGUCUGACUUGUCACCCUUCCCUGCCAAAUCCCCGUUAUUAAUGUUCUUCCGUUUACCGACUGCUCCUGGAAUGUACCGUGUCUGGUAAAUGUGUGUGUCAUCGGAGUGCUUUUUAGUACGCAGUGUAAAUACCAACACUAAAGAGAUAAACGCGAUAACUGGGAAUUGCCAGCCCAUUUGAAUGCCCGUGGUCGACCACAAUAGUUGCCUGUGUGAAAGGGUAAAAUGGAAUGCGUGUGGUGUGGGGGGACAUUUGAUGAUGCACACAUGUCCAUCGCAUAACGUUAUGAAAAACCUGAACUGAUACUGAGCUUUAGUAGCAAUAUGGUAUUUUUAAGGCACUUUUUAAAAUUGGUUUUAUUUGAUCAUAAGGUUGAUAUUUAUGUGCAGCAGCAGCACUAAUAUAAUUUUUGUUUUGUGAAUAAAAUGUAACGUUUUCAUUCCCCCAAUGUGAAUGAAAAUAAACCCAGUUUUAAUGAAAUUAUGUUUCUGGAUAUAUCCCAAAUCGGUCAAUUACUGCACCUCAUAAGCAAUAACAUUGGUAUAUUUAUUAAUUAUAUCCUUCAUGUGUUUUGUUUUUACCAUUUUAAUGUGAUUUAUUGCUCUGGUGUACAAUGUAAAUAUUUUUUUCCAGAUUUCUGUAGGUCAGGAUUUUUCAAGGUGAACUAUGUCAAGUAAGCGAUAUACAUGUCCAAGUGUCCUGCCAUUAAAACUUCUAAUAACUGUAAAUAUUCCACCUUGACAGCCUCUUAUGCAGAUUAAUAAAUUGACCGAUACGUGUAUGGGUUGUUGGGCUACAAUUGGUGAUUUACUUCUGUAAAAAUCACUACAAUAUCGUAAGACAUGUUGGUCUUAACAUAAGCCAUCGUCUAUAGAAAGUCACUUUAUAUUAAACACACCAAAAGGCUCAUACAAGUGGAUGAUAUUUGUGAAUAAACAUUUUAGAUUUUA